AUGAUAAAUCCUUUCUGUCGUUUAAUUCCGGAACUAAUCGUUGUAAAAUCAGUAAUUCGGCAUCAGAUCGUCUGUUAUUACUACAACUACAACUACAAUAAUUCUGAUGGUACCAAAGAACCACAUGAUAUCAUAUCGAGUGGGUUUCAUUACCAGUUUUACGCAUCACGUGGGCAACGUCUCUAUGACGGUGCACCAAAAGAUAAUUCUGCAAAAAAAAAUAUUUAA
Messenger RNA from Thelazia callipaeda (thelaziosis nematode), 228 nucleotides. The record is from the annotation of a GenBank genome assembly. NCBI's taxonomy places the organism in Eukaryota, Metazoa, Nematoda, Chromadorea, Rhabditida, Thelaziidae.